Molecule: messenger RNA, 2241 nt
Organism: Oenanthe melanoleuca
Lineage: Eukaryota; Metazoa; Chordata; Aves; Passeriformes; Muscicapidae
Gene: CORO6
Product: coronin 6
Exons: 11
Coding region: 326-1741 (471 amino acids)
Biological process (GO): cell migration; actin filament organization
Molecular function (GO): actin filament binding
Source: RefSeq, a predicted model, not a curated record
CGGCUCAGCUGUUCUCUGCGGCAGCGGCACCGCGCGGGGCCGAGCCGAGCCCAGCCGAGCCGAGCCCAGCGGGGCCGGGCGGAGCGGAGCCCAGCGGGGCCGGGCCGGGCCGGGCCGGGCCGGGGGGAGCGGAGCGCGGCCGGAGCGGGCGGAGCGGAGCCGAGCGGGCGCAGCGCGGAGCGGGCGCGGAGCAGCCGCCGAGCGCAGGCUUCCUGCUGUGCCCACAGUAGGAGGAGUCUCUCGGAGCAGGAGGCCUGAGGGCACCAGAGCCCCUCCAGGCUGUGCCAGGGUGGGGAGGAGGUGGCCUGACGCUGUCCCCCCAGCCAUGAGCCGCCGCGUGGUGCGCCAGAGCAAGUUCCGGCACGUGUUCGGGCAGCCGGUGAAGGCAGACCAGAUGUACGAGGACAUCCGUGUGUCCAAGGUGACAUGUGACAGCUCCUUCUGCGCCGUCAACCCCAAGUUUGUGGCCAUCAUUGUGGAGUCUGGUGGUGGUGGGGCCUUCAUUGUCCUGCCCCUUGCCAAGACAGGACGGGUGGACAAGAACCACCCGCUGGUCACAGGACACACGGCGCCCGUGCUGGACAUCGACUGGUGUCCCCACAACGACAACGUCAUCGCCAGCGCCUCAGAGGACACCACUGUCAUGGUGUGGCAGAUCCCCGACUAUGUCCCCGUGCGCAACAUCACGGAGCCCGUGGUGACACUGGAGGGACACUCCAAGCGGGUGAGCAUCAUCUCCUGGCACCCCACGGCCCGCAACGUCCUGCUCAGCGCAGGCUGUGACAACCUGGUGAUCCUGUGGAAUGUGGGGACCGGGGAGAUGCUGCUGGCUCUGGAUGACAUGCACACCGACCUCAUCUACAACGUGGGCUGGAACCGCAACGGCAGCCUGCUGGUCACCACCUGCAAGGACAAGAAGGUCCGUGUCAUCGACCCCCGCAAGCAGCAGGUCAUAGCGGAGAGGUUUGCCCCCCACGAAGGGCUGAGGCCCGUGCGGGCCAUCUUCACACGGGAAGGACACAUCUUUACCACGGGCUUUACCAGAAUGAGCCAGCGGGAACUGGGCUUGUGGGACCCGAAUAACUUUGAGGAGCCCAUUGCCCUGCAAGAGAUGGACACCAGCAAUGGGGUCCUGCUGCCCUUCUACGAUGCUGAUUCCAGCAUUGUCUACCUCUGUGGGAAGGGUGACAGCAGCAUCCGGUACUUUGAGAUCACGGACGAGGCGCCCUACGUGCACUACCUGAACACCUACAGCAGCAAGGAGCCCCAGCGGGGCAUGGGCUUCAUGCCCAAGCGUGGGCUGGAUGUCAGCAAGUGUGAGAUCGCCAGGUUCUUCAAGCUGCACGAGCGCAAGUGCGAGCCCAUUGUCAUGACGGUGCCACGCAAGUCAGACCUCUUCCAGGAUGACCUUUACCCCGACACGCCAGGCCCUGAGCCGGCCCUGGAGGCAGAUGAGUGGCUGUCAGGGAAGGACGCAGAGCCCAUCCUUAUCUCGCUGCGGGAUGGGUACGUCCCCAUCAAGAACCGCGAGCUGAAGGUGGUCAAGAAGAACAUCCUGGACAGCAAACCCCCGCCAGGCCCCCGACGCAGCCACUCCACCUGCGACUCCGACUUCUCUCAGCCAGCCUUGGAUGAGGUGCUGGAGGAGAUCCGUGCCCUGAAGGAGACGGUGCAAGCGCAGGAGAAGCGCAUCUGCGACCUGGAGAACAAACUCUGCCAGUUCACCAAUGGCACGGACUAGCGCGGUGGCCACGGCCACGGGCAGGGCCAGGACUGCCCCGGCCUCCCGGGGAUUAAAGCCGAGUCCCCAGCAGGAGCCCGGAGCUGUGUUCUUUCCCCAGGAGCCGAGGGGGCAGGGAGUCACUGGCAUCAGUCGCAUCCUGCUCCCGCUUCAGUGCCCGCAGGCUGGGGCUGCUGAGCAUCCCUCCGCGGGUCCUGCACGCUGGGCACCAGCAGCCUCCCAGCACAGGCAGCUGCCGGCCCCCCCGGCCAGGAUGUGCUUGUGUACGGUGCUACACCCCCACCCCAUCACCCCUCACCGCCCCUGCCCCAUCGGCCCCUCGGCGGGUGCUCCCGACCGGCUCUUUGCUCCUGGACCCCUUUAAUAAAGGGCUCAGCCACCCUUGGCUGCGUGGCAGGUACCGGGGACGAGGGCUCACCGUGCCAGGGGUGCUGCCUGCGAGCCCCCGGCACAGGCAGAGGCAGGCCGAGAGAGACAAACAUUAAAGAGCAUUUAUUGGU